Molecule: messenger RNA, 6646 nt
Organism: Columba livia (rock pigeon)
Lineage: Eukaryota; Metazoa; Chordata; Aves; Columbiformes; Columbidae
Gene: VASH1
Product: vasohibin 1
Exons: 7
Coding region: 369-1424 (351 amino acids)
Biological process (GO): regulation of angiogenesis
Cellular component (GO): cytoplasm
Source: RefSeq, a predicted model, not a curated record
GCUUUGUUACCCCGCGUGCGGCAUCUGCCGGGGGGCGGUUGUCCCCGCCCGCCCCGCGGAGCGCUGUGGAGGCGGCGCGGCAGGGGCGCCCCGGCGGCAGGCCCGCCCCGCGCGGUGCCCGCCGUCACUGCCGCGAGCGGUUGGGCCGCCGGCGCCUCCCCCGCCGCGGCGGCCUGAUGCGGCACCCGGCGCCGCCCCGCCUGGGCUUUUUCUCCCCUUUUCCCCGAAUUCCCUCCGCCUUGUUAUCUCCGGAGGCGAGGCGGGGGCGGUGACGCCCCGUGCCCGGUGCGCCGGCCAUGCGGGGCGCGGCCCCCGGCGGCCCGGCAGCGGGCGGCGGGCGCUGAGAGCGGGCGGCGGCGGCGGCGGCGAUGCCGAUGCCGGGGGGCGGCGGGGCCGGAGCCGCGGCCGCCGCCAGGCGUCCCCCGUCCGGCGAGGCGGCGGCGCGGGACGAGGAGCAGCAGGAGGAGGAGGGCGAGGAGGAUCUUCGCGACGGCGGCGUCCCCUUCUUCGUCAACCGUGGGGGGCUGCCUGUGGACGAGCCCACCUGGGAGCGGAUGUGGCGGCAUGUGGGCAGGAUCCACCCCGAGGGGGAGCGGGUGGCGCAGAGGAUCCGGGGCGCCGCUGACCUGCCCAAGAUUCCCAUACCAAGUGUGCCUGCGUUCCAGCCGUCCACCCCCAUCCCUGAGCGCCUGGAAGCUGUACAGCGCUACAUCAGGGAGCUUCAGUACAAUCACACCGGGACACAAUUCUUUGAGAUUAAGAAGAGCAGACCUCUGACUGGGCUGAUGGACCUGGCCAAAGAAAUGACCAAAGAGGCCCUGCCAAUAAAAUGCCUGGAAGCUGUGAUCCUGGGAAUUUACCUCACCAACAACAUGACCACGCUGGAUCGUUUUCCCAUCAGCUUCAAAACCCACUUCUCAGGGAACUACUUCCGACACAUUGUACUGGGGGUGAACUUUGGAGGCCGCUAUGGGGCACUGGGCAUCAGUCGACGUGAGGAGCUCAUGUACAAAGCACCCGUCUUCCGCACACUGAGCGAACUCAUCUUUGACUUCGAGGAGGCAUAUCGCCGCUGCUGGCACACUCUCAAAAAGGUGAAGCUGGGCCACUGUGUGUCCCACGACCCACACAGUGUGGAGCAGAUUGAGUGGAAGCACUCCAUCCUGGAUCUAGACAAGCUGACCCGGGAAGACUUCCGCAAAGAGCUUGAGAGACAUGCCCGUGAUAUGAGGCUGAAGAUCGGCAAAGGAACUGGGCCACCAUCUCCCACCAAGGACAGAAAGAAAGAUGUCUCCUCCCCACAAAGAGGUCAGGCCAGCCCCCAUCGGCGCAACAGCCGUGGGGACCGACGGCCAUCUGGUGAGAAGAAGCCUGCCGAUUCCAAAGCCAUGCCAGACCUCAAUGGGUACCAGAUCCGGGUGUGAAGAGAGCUGUGCCUUGUGUGCCUGGCUCCACAAACUUCUUGCUGGCCACAACUGGGACCUGGAUCCACCUGCAGUGAUUCUGACAAAGGGGACAGGGGAGUGGAACAGAGUACUGGUCUUCCCAGGUACUUCCUAGUGGGCCGGUCCCAGAGCUGGAUCCCAUGGGUCCCAGAGGAUUCACCUGCCUGUUUCUGGGAGAGGUGUCCAUCUUAAUUCACUGAAAGAAGUAUUUUUAAAAAAAUAAAAAAACGUCUGUACGCUGGUGGGAGUUCGCUGCAGGAAGAAUAUGAAGUGAGUGGGGUCAGCCAACUUGCUAUCAAUUUUGUUGUGUUGACAGCAAGUAGAUGAAGCAUCUUGUCAACAGUACUUCUUCCCUGUCUGCAUAGAAGUCUUCAACCUAUGCGAGGCCUGCAGGGCUGAGGGGGAAAUGAUGCUGCAAUGGGAUGGCCCCCAAAUCUUGUGCAAAAACUCCUCAUUUUGUUAUUAUGAACACUUUGUUUAGCAUUGCUCUUGUGAGAGACAGGGCUGAAUUUGCUCAGCCUGAUUUAUUGAUCAUACAUGGGCUUCUCAUCUGGAGAAACCACAUCCUUUGUGUUUAGUCCUGCCUAUUUCAAAGCAUUUCAUUGUCUAUGAGGGGGUAGACAGUGGGAUGAUGAUCCUCUUUACCCGCUGCAAUGCUGGUGAGCUAUUGCUGUAAGUCCUUUUGUGGUUGAGCGCGUCAGGAUAUGCCCGUGCCAUUACCAUAUGAAAACAGGCACAGGAACCUCAGUCAUCCCGGCAGUGGAGACAGGGGCUGGUGGGAAGCCUGAACUUUGAGUCAUCUGCCUAUCAGCCUUCUCUCUAUUAACUUCUAGUGACUGCUGCUGUGAAAGCUUGCAGAAGGCACUUCAGCCACUGAGGUAUGAGUUUUAAGACUAAAUAGUUAAAGAAGGAUUUAAUUAUGUGAACAGGUUUUACAAGCAUUUCUCCUUUCCACAAGGGUAUUGCCCCUUUAUUCACUGUAGUGUUACAGUUACAGACACCUGUUGGUGGAAAGCCCUGCUCAAGGACAUUGCUACCACUUUCCUGACAGCUCAGCCUGAAGCUGCCAGAAGGUAGUUCUUCACCCCAGUCCAGGGCUGUGCUUGUGUUCUGGCUCUCUGGAUAGCUGCAGUAUUUAACAGGUCCACUUACGGCAGCCUACCCCAAAGGGCUGGGCCCUUCUGCCUGCUUACAGCCUUGACUCUUCCUACACUUCUUUUCAGGGGAGUGUUGUAUUACUGAUUAAGCAGUGUAGCACUUGUCAGAAAUCUGGAGUGUUGUCAGAGCUCUCUUUGAAGCCUAGGGCCUGGAAACAAUGGGGUUGCCUGAAGUCAUAACAGCAUGGCCUUGAAGUGAUCUGGUGUGUGCAUCUAGGGCAGGAGUGUCAAACUCAUUUUCACCGGGGCUGCCACGUCAGCCUCGCGGUUGCCUUCAAAGGGCAAGAUUACAUCCGGCCCUUUGAAGGCAACCGCAGGCUGAUGUGCGCGACCCGCCCCCCCCCGCCCAGGUGAAAAUGAGUUUGACACCCCUGAUCUAGGGGGAUGCAAAAACUGAGCUUGGGAGUGUGAGUAUACUUUAAAGAAACUGAGUCUUGUUUUAUCGCAGCACAGAUGAGGAAAUAAACUUUAUGAAAUACUACACAUUUAAUUUUGUUAGAACUGGGCUUAUUCUUUCCUGUGACCUUGUUAAAAACAUGAUGGAGCUUAGUUCUACCAGGUUUUUGUUGCAGUUUUGCUUUGCCACACCCUCACAUAAGCAGUGCUAUUUUGGUGGCAGAGAAUGGAUUCUUAUCCCUAAACAAAUCAGCUCUCUGUUGAGUUAAAGCAGUGUUAAUCCUUGAAGCACCACCCACAGCGAUUUAACUCUGGCCUUACAAGUUCCUAAUUGUACAUCCUUAACUGUGAUGUAACUUGCAAGGCGCUAUAUCCAUCCACUGCAGUCUGUCCUUCCAAGCUCUCUUUGUAGCCUGUACUUUUUUGCUAUGCUGUAUGACCAGGAGGACAAUCCACAGGGAUGUGGUAGAACUUGCUGCUGAUCCAAAAUAAAGUUAAUCCAGAAGAGGAUGCCAGUUUCCAGAGUACAGCACAAUACCUGUCCCCUCCCUUGCACUCCAACUACACACAACAAUUUGAAAUUAGACAGCUGGAGCGAGCCAAGCACCCAUGUCAGUGUGUCCUCUGGUCAGUUUUGUGUGGCUGUAAAUUAACAUAUUUAGUGUCUAGAUGCUAACAAUGAUGUUAGCUGCAAAGGUACGUUACCUGUAAAUAAUAUGGGUUACCUGGAAGCCACAAACUGCCUUUGCAUAAUGUUUCCUAUGCAGCGGACUGAAAGUUAGGUGACACUGUGAAUCAAGGGAUAAAUACAAGCAGCAGUCAGCAAGGAAGACUGAAUGUCAGGUUUUAUUAAAGUGGAUGAAAUCCAGAAAAAAAUACAAAAGCUGCUUAGAUAAAACUAGGAUGCAUCCUUGCCAUGAUUUUGGUUGGCUGGUUAAUUCAGAGUAACUAGAAAGCUCUUGAGAAUAAUUAGUAGCUUCAUACAGAGCACAUUAAAUAGCUGGACAGACUUGAGCCUUUUUAGGUGGAAAGGAGGGGAAGUGUGUUGGUGAGAGGAAGACUUCAAAACAAAUGGGGCAAGUGAGGAGUCAGCUGCAAGCUGAUGAUGCUUUCUUGAUAGCAAGGCAAAAGGGAUGUUCAGCAGUGUUAGAUCACCAGGGCAGUAUGGCUUAAAACAAAAUGCUUUGUUUGACUUAGUAAUUAAGGGCUUUCCUGCAGGAUGUGAGCAAGGCAAAUAGCUUAGAAAACCAAAGGAAGUGGAUGUUUAAAGAAUGAAUGACAGGUAAAGUUCAAGGUCUCUUAAUCCACAGUUGUAGCCAGACAAGAAUAUCCCUUUCAAGAUUUAGUUGCACAAUUAUGUAUGUUAGGAAGCAUUUAAUUCUUCUUCUGUAUCUAAUGUUGAUGACUUCUCAAGAUGGACACAGGAACAGAUAUAAGCCCUCUCCUAGGGUUACUAUUUCAAGCCUUCUGUGUGGUAGAAUUCCUGCCCCUUACUCUUUCUGUAUCUCCAGUUUAGCAGAUGGUCCAAGAAACUGGAAAAUGACCGAACAAUUCUCCCUUUCUUGCUCUUACUCUCCCCAUCUUUGUAACAAGAUGAAUCACUUCAACACAAAGCUUAGCUUCCUUGCUAACAAACAAGACAACAUAUCCCUAUGACACUGAGGAUUAGUGCAACCCAGUCUUAUGCUGUAUGAAACGUGAGGGUACAAUGAAAGAUGAACUUUUGCACUUCCACUUCUUUCCUCCCUCAUCCACCUGCUCUGGCUUCUGGUCUGUCUGCCUUUAACCAUACAGGGAAAAAAGGCUGGACGUGAGUUUUUUUCACUUCUGCAGCCUUAAGAGCUACAGAGAAGGAAUGAAAAUAAGGAACUGGCCUGUAACUCAUACUCCUUAGUGCCUGCAGAACAAAAAAGAUGGAUCUCAAGGAGUUCUAUUAAUUAUUUAAUGUUAAAUAUUAAUAUGAUCAUUCAUGUAGCUCUGAGGUGUAAAUUUCACUGUUCAGUAGGUCCCAUUUGGUGUCUGUGCUGCAGUGCAAGUCCUUCUGAACUCUGUGGAAGGAAACUGCAUCCAUACACUAGGAAUGGAGAGACACCGCCUAUGCUGUAUGUGAAGUCUGAGUGGGCUUUGAAAGACUUGAGCAAAUGCUGACCUGCUAUUAGCAAAACUAUUUUAAAUGUAAUGCAAAUCUUGAAAUAAGAAUUCCUCUUUAUACUUUUAUGUAGACAAGUCCCUUGGUACCUGGGCCAACUGCAUUUUUUUAAAUGGAUGAAUGGAUUAGUGAGCAAAACUUUCUGCUCUUGUGUCACUCUGAUAUAAAUUUCAUAUGCUAAAGAGUGGGAUUGGGAGUCCAGCAGUCUGUGACACACUAGCCUUUUUUAACUCUGAUAUGGUGAGCUUAAUGAGUUUUUAGGAACUUAAGGUAUGUUAGCAAGUGUUUUAGCUGGGAGUGGAGUGCUUUUUUUUUUCAGUUGACUAUUUUACCUGUGUGCCACUCUAUGAGUCAGUAUGUAGUAUGGCUGGAUCUACCAGAAUAAACAUCUCCAGAACAGUGGCUGAAACAUAGUUUCUGUUCAUGCAGUAGCUGUAUUACCGUUAUCAGAUCUGUUUAACGUGAAGAAUUUUUUUUUUUUUAAGUAUUUCAGGUGAAAGCCUUAAUCAGAUGUCUGCCCCUUAAGGCAGGCUCACAUGUGGUGUUGUAUAGACUGAAACAUGACUGUCCUUAAAAUUGCAGAGUUUAAGAAACCAUAACGAACAGAAGAAUGCUCCUGGUGCCAAAGGGCAACAGUCUGGAUUAGAUGGGUUUAACCUUGCUCCACUGGCUUGGGUUAAUCACUUCCGGUGCUUGCUUUAGCCACUUGUUGCUUCUAAGUGAAGUAUUUCAAGUGGUCCUGAUGAUCAGGCACUAGAUAUAAGCAGGAGGUGCCCUGUGUCCCAUGCAAACUGUGCAUGCAAGUCCGGCUGAAAUAACGCCGCCUGUUCCAGUGGUCUUGCACUGUUGUCCUGUCAACACUGAGACCUGCAUUAUAGAUUUAUAAGUUAACCUAAGAAAGCAAGUGCUAUUCUGGCUUGGUGUUUUCUCUGCCAGAGCAAGGUGGAUUCGGUCCCUCUACAGCCAAGCUGAAUUCCUUACAGAAUGUAAUAUUUUUGUCUGGUUUCUGAGCAGGUGUUUACUUGUGUCACAACCACUUUCCUUCAGUGGUGCCCUGGCCCCCUUUGCUCAAGAGCAACUCAUCUUAGGCUCAGAAGGCUACUGAAUCCCCCAUAAUCUCUGCAGAGCAGAGAUUUCCUCCAGGUCAGGGUUGCGAUGGUGCUAGUGGGACCAGAGUGGUCCCCUUCCAUAUACAUCAGUAUUCUACUGUAGCACUGAUAGGGUGCUCCAAAGCCAUUUACAUCUUUAACACUGGUACAGCUCAGCACUAAGAAAUUGAAGGUUUCUUUCUUUAAGAACAAUAUCACAUGUGUCUUUUUGUAAUUAAUCAGUGUUGUUCUGUGUUCUUAUGUAGCCAACACAGAACUUGUACUUAGAUUUAGUUCCUACUGCACUUCCCAUAGCCCUCACAUUGAUACUUCCUCCUGUUUCCUUUGACAUUUAAACAAUAAAAUUCCCUCUGUACUGCUCUCAGCUUGUGCAGAGAAAGCAAGAUGAAA